GCGGCAAGGAAGCAGCCUCGUCCAAUAGGAGCGUCGUUACUCUUUUACUCUUUCUGCGGAGCAUUAAAGGGAUUUGUGAGUGUUAUUCUUUCCCGAGGUAUUCAGAGCUGAGAGUCCUGGUUGAACGACGGGGAGGAAACUUUGAAGCGGCGCAUCGCAGCUCUCCUGCUUCAGUAUGACUCGUCUGUGAAAGGAUUUGAAUAUCAACGACACAGAAAGUAGAUGGAGGAACCAGAAGGUACAGAUCAUUGUUACUGUGCGGGAUGUGGAGGAGAUAUUCAAGACUCGUUUCACAUGAAAGUCCUGCAGGACACCUGGCACACCGCCUGCUUCCAGUGUUCUGUGUGCUGUGACCACCUGACUAACUGGUACUAUGAGAAGGAAGGCAAGCUGUACUGUCGCAAGCACUACUGGGAGAAGUUUGGAGAGCUCUGUCAUGGCUGCUCCCUGCUCAUGACUGGACCCACCAUGGUGGCCGGAGAACACAAGUAUCACCCGGAGUGCUUUUUGUGUCUGAGCUGCAAGGUGGUGAUUGAGGACAGGGACACCUACGCCUUAGUUGAGCGGUCCAAACUUUACUGUGGAAAGUGCUACAAGCAGGUGGUUCUUACACCCAUGUUAGAGAAGUGCUCCCACGAGUCCGUGCUGGACUCCCUGCCACACACCGUGACCCUCAUCUCCAUGCCGUCUUCAGCCAACGGCAAGAGGGGCUUCUCCGUCACAGUGUUGAGGGACGUCAACGGCUCAGCGAGUGUUCAAGUCAAAGAAGUCAGAGGGAUGCUCAUUAGUCCAGAGGUCCGAAAUGCCAUCCAUGUUGGGGACAGGAUCCUGGAGAUUAAUGGCCUUCCUGUGGGGACAUUGAUGCAGGAGGAGGUGGAUGAUCUUAUUCACCGCACCAGUCACACGCUGCAGCUACUGAUGGAGUACGACCCAGUCAGGCAGCGUUUAGACCGGCUCAGACUCGGGUCGCCGAGAACCCAUCUGGGAGUCUCAGCCACGCCCCGCAUGCGUCUGUCCUCGCCCGCUAAAACGGUCCUGGAGAGAACCGAUGUGGUUGACGACAGCACACUGAAAAGAAGGUCUUUGAGGCGCAGUAACAGCACAUGCAAGUCACCAGGGCCAAAUUCUCCUAAAGAGAUGCCUUUUAUUACCCAAAACAUCGGGCGCUCUGAAUCCUUGAGAUCCUCCAGCAGCUCUCAUCGCAUCUUCCGGCCAUGUGACCUCAUCCACGGAGAGGUCUUAGGAAAAGGCUUCUUCGGGCAGGCUAUAAAGGUGACUCUUAAAGCCACAGGAGAAGUGAUGGUGAUGAAGGAGCUGAUCCGUUGUGAUGAAGAGACCCAGAAGGAUUUCCUAAAGGAGGUCAAAGUAAUGCGGUGCCUCGAACAUCCCCACGUGUUGAAGUUCAUUGGUGUGCUAUACAAGGACAAGCGGCUCAAUUUGAUAACCGAGUACAUUGAGGGAGGCACCCUGAAAGAUUUCAUCCGAGACACGGAUCCGUUUCCAUGGGAGCAAAGGGUGAGCUUUGCAAGGAGCAUCGCUUCUGGCAUGGCCUACCUUCACUCCAUGAGCAUCAUACACAGAGACCUCAACUCUCACAACUGCCUGGUUAAACUGGACAACACUGUGGUUGUCGCUGACUUUGGACUGUCCCGACUCAUACUAGAGGACAAAGUUACGCCUCCGCCUGAAAAAUCGACCACGAAGAAGAGGGUGUUCAGACGCAUCGACCGAAAGAAGCGGUACACUGUCGUGGGAAACCCUUACUGGAUGGCUCCAGAGAUGCUAAAUGGUAAACGCUAUGACGAGAAGGUGGACAUUUUCUCCUUUGGAAUUGUACUCUGUGAGAUCAUUGGAAAAGUCUACGCAGAUCCCGAGUGCCUCCCCAGGACUCUGGACUUUGGCCUGAAUGUUGGCAAGUUUGUGGAGAAGUUUCUCCCUGAAGACUGUCCACCAGCUUUCUUCCCACUGACCGUAGCCUGCUGCGACCUCACCCCAGACAACCGCCCACCUUUCCAGAAGCUGGAGGACUGGAUUGACGCUCUGUCCCUCAACCAGGAGCUGGGGAUCCCCCUGCCAGCCGAACUGGAUGAACUUCACCAGAGCGCGAGUCGACUCUACAUGGCUAAGGACGGCUCCACGUCCCAGAGCACAGAUCAGUCAUUAAGCCCAAGAGCAGCCCCUCCAGACUCUUCCAGCAUGACAGGCAGUGGCACCUAGGACCUGCGUCUGUCUUCUUUGACCCCUCUCAACUGCUGCACUAAUACUGUAGAUGAGAAAAAGAGGGAAAUUGUGUUAAACUGGAUAACCUGUGGUAGCUGGACCAAUCUCCUUGUGUGGCGCCUUAACUCUUAAAGUGCCAGUGAACUUGGAAAGACACAUUUCAAAAGGACUAGUGUUGGUUACUAUUUUGUUCUACCCUGUUAAGCCCCCACUCAAAACACACACACACACACAGGGUUUUACUAAUGUUUACGGUGUAAAAAGACGAUAUGCAACAUUCUUUGGUCCUUUCCCCGACAAUAGACGAACAUCUUAAAAAGACUCGAUGAGUCUGAUGUGACGGCAGUUUUGUUUUUCGUGCUCUGAAGUUGUGGUGUGCUGUGAGUGGAAUGCACAGAUCAGUCCUUGUCCACCAGAGGACUCCACUUCUGUACUUUAGAGACUAAUGAUUUGUAUUAAUUUCUUAGAACGAUGAAUUAACUUUUUGCCACACUGACAUUUUGUUCAAAGGUUCUAUCAAACACCUGAUGCCUAUUAAAUAAAAACGGGGCAGAAGCUCUUAUGGAAAGUAGGGCUGCUGUUAAUAAUUGUCAGACAUAAUCACUCCACUUAUUGACCGUAAGAAGUUGCUUUGUACAGAAGAACUGGAUUUUUUUUUUCUUAAGCGAUGUAUAUAAAUAUGUACAUAUCAUGCCUCUAAUUACAUGACAUUGUCUAAUGGGAACUCUAGAUGUUUGUAGAUGUUUGGACAUUUUCUCACUAUGGAGGUUUUUGCCUUUUUGCUGUCAUCAUGCAAGGUACUGACGACCAGCUGUAACCACUAUUAUUUAUAUCACUGUAGUGUUUCAUAAAUAAACUUUCUUAAAUCUU
Anarrhichthys ocellatus (wolf-eel) is the source of this 3090-nucleotide messenger RNA. RefSeq names its product LIM domain kinase 2 (gene limk2). Gene Ontology annotation, biological process: actin cytoskeleton organization; protein phosphorylation. The transcript is spliced from 16 exons. Bases 223 to 2217 code for a protein of 664 amino acids. Gene Ontology annotation, molecular function: ATP binding; protein serine/threonine kinase activity; protein binding. Lineage: Eukaryota; Metazoa; Chordata; Actinopteri; Perciformes; Anarhichadidae. Gene Ontology annotation, cellular component: cytoplasm; nucleus. The record is from RefSeq and is a predicted model, not a curated record.